Xyrichtys novacula (pearly razorfish) is the source of this 25810-nucleotide messenger RNA. NCBI's taxonomy places the organism in Eukaryota, Metazoa, Chordata, Actinopteri, Labriformes, Labridae. The record is from the annotation of a GenBank genome assembly.
UGCUCUUUUCUAUCCACUCCGGUCUCUCCCCUCUGCCGGCCUGCCUACCUGCCUGCCUGCCUGCCAAGCCAACCGAACCAUCGGUCUGACCUUCCUGGACUCCUCCAUUCAGAAGAAAAACUCAGCAGUCCAAAAUGUCUAACUUCAGGAGCACCUCAUACAGUGUGAAGACUGCCCCCAGCUCAAGAACCUUUAGCAGCAGAUCUUAUGGUGGACCAAGCUCUGGCUCCUCCCGCAUGAGCUACAGUGUCAAGUCUUCAUAUGGAGGAGUCAACAGAGGCUUUGGGGGAGCUGGUGGCAUCACCAGCAGCGCUGCCUUUGGCUUGGGCUCAAGUAUGGGUGGUGGAGGUUCAGGCAUGAGUGUAGGUAUGGGAUAUGGUGGAGGUUCUGCCUUUGGUGGCAGUAUGGGUAUGGUUCAGCCCCCCAUCACCGCUGUGACUGUGAACAAGAGCCUGCUGGCCCCUCUGAACCUCGAGAUUGACCCCACCAUCCAGGCAGUCCGCACCCAGGAGAAGGAGCAGAUCAAGAGCCUUAACAACCGCUUUGCUUCUUUCAUCGACAAGGUAAGAGCAUGAAAUAGAGGGCAAACACAAGUGUGUGGUUAGAAACUUGAAGUUGGCUUGCUGUUCCAUACAAAAACUGCUCAGGGUGGCUGGAAAGACCUGACAAAGUUGUCUCAAGAAGCUGAAACUUUCCCUUCAGUGCUGCACAUUGUUAUGCAAUAUUUGAAAAAGAGCUCCAUAUGUGUGCCACAUGUCUUGUACUGCUGAUAUCUUCACAUCCUGCAUGGAUAGGGUUGAUUUAUUCUCCUCUCUUUUGUGACGCCACCUCCCACAAAUGCAGUCAAGGCAGAGAAAAAAUGUGCUCAAACUUAGAAGUUCGGCUCUCAAUCUUUUUGGCACUGGCUGCCCUUUUAUAGUGAUGAAAAACAGACUUGCAGAAAGGAGUGACAGUGAAAGACAAAGAGAAAGAGAGAGAGAGAGAGAAAGCAAUGGGUGUGGCAGGGCAGAACUCAGGGCUUGUGAUACGAGUUACCUUGGGACUGGUCCCUCCCUUUGCUGGGGUGUGGCCCUUUUUCUGCUGCCCUGGUGGCCCCCACCCCUCCCCAAACGCACACAGACAGUCAGCUGAGUGUGAUUGUUGACUUUAUUAGGACACUGUCUCUAAAAGUGACUAACUAAAAGACACGUACGGGGAAAGUGUGAUAGGAUUUCAUUCAUUUCAGACAGCACUGAAGUCCACCGUUUAUGUAAUAGUCACAGUGAAUGCAGUGUCUGGGGCCUCAGCAGUGGGUUAAUAUUUAAAAAGGCUGGUUGGUUUUAUGUUUCCAUCAACAUGGCAACUCACCGUCUACUGGUGCAAUGGUUAGAGGGAGAUAAAAAUGCAGUUUGCAUGCUUCAACAGAAACUAAAUAAACUCCCACACUGCUGUCUGAUAUCUCAUGGUGGUAGAUCAAGUGGAGGCUCUUUAUACUCCAUCUGAGUCCACUUUUAAAGACCACAAUAAGAUACUGUUGUGUGGGUCUCACCUGCAAUGAGCUAAGGUGUAAGGUUCACUAUCUCCUUUUACUGUUCACAAAUAUGUGAACUCCCCCACCUUUUCACCUUCUCCCCACAGCUCAUUUAUCACCCUCACUGUCCCUACCUCCACCUCUCUCUGACUCUCUCCCCUCCCUCAUCACAUCUUCAAUACAGUUAAAUAUUUACCCACCUGCAUCUGCCUGGGGAUGCAACUCCACUUAUACACCCUUCUCUCUCCCUCUCUGUAUUUGCCCUCUUUGGCUACAAAAACAGGAAGACAUGUAGGAGAAGGGUUAAACAGUUCUGAUUCCUCCAUCACCAACUUUUUCCAACCUCCCUCCCCUCUCCACCUCCUGUCAGGAUGCACGUACGUCAGGCCUUCCUUUGGAAAAGCAUAUCUGGAAACACAGCCAACUGGAGCUAACAAAGCUCCAAAGAUAGAUAAGAACAAUAAAGACUCGAGGCGGAAAACAGGAGGCAUGAGGAGGUUGGAUCCCGGUGAUUGAUUAUUAGGAAGUUGUUAUGUAAAGGGCAGAGUAGAGUGGGGUUACAUCACAGUUUAAACAGAAUUCAUUACUAAUGAUUUGUUUUAGCAGUCAAGCAUGUAAGUCACACAUACAUUGCGAGUUAUUAAAGGUUAGCUCCAAGAAACCCUUGAAAAAUAAGUAAAACAUUAUGUGCUUUCUUCUCAGGUGCGCUUCCUGGAGCAGCAGAACAAAAUGCUGGAGACCAAGUGGAACCUGCUGCAGGGACAGACCACCACCCGCUCCAACAUCGACGCCAUGUUCGAGGCUUACAUCGCCAACCUGCGCAGACAGCUGGACAGCCUGGGAAAUGACAAGAUGAAGCUGGAGGCUGACCUGCACAACAUGCAAGGCCUGGUGGAGGACUUCAAGAACAAGUGAGUUUGGAGAGGGGUCAUUUAGGGUGCUAGUUUAGCUAUGCGCUAUAAGGCCUGUUUAGCCAUCGUGAAGACUUUUAGAAACUUUGCUACAGUCCUUGAAUUUCCUCAACAUAGAAAUCCAAACAGUUCACAUCAGGAGACUCAACUUUCAGGGCGCUGACUUAAUCUUUUAGUGGACUCCUCCCUGCAUCUGUCCAUUGUCUUGCGUCAUAUGAACUCUAGAGAAUUACAACAUUGAGGAAGCAUGUUCCAAACAGCCGUUACAUUGCAUGUUACACUCCAACAAAGCCAAACAGAGCAGCCCUAUAGCUUUACCCAAGAGACUGCAAAUUGAACAGGCACAAAAGUGCUGUGUGUAGAAGUCACUCGUCCACACACAAAUGGAGUGAAUCAGCUGUGUUCAGAAGGAGCCUCAGGGGAGAAAUAUCAGUAACACCUGUUACACUCAGGCCUGAGUCAACACUUUGUGAGGCCGUUGUCCCAAGGGAGUCCGAGAGUAAUAGAAAGGCUGUUUGCACCUCCUAGUGUUCAUUCAACAUAAGUGAAUGAAUGUUGAAUUUUUGACUGAAUUUCUCUUUUCCUUUCAGGUAUGAAGAUGAGAUUAACAAGCGCACAGAGUGUGAGAACGACUUUGUCCUCAUCAAGAAGGUCAGCAUCAUCAUUUUCCUCUUUGAGUUGAAUUCAACAGCAGUUUUUUUCGGCUAGUCAGCACUUGGAGGUGUCUUAGUCUGACAAAUAUUUUAAUUAAUUGCAGGAUGUCGAUGAGGCUUACAUGAACAAGGUGGAGCUGGAGGCUAAGCUGGAAAGUCUGACAGAUGAGAUCAACUUCCUCAGGUCGAUCUACGAGGAGGUAAGGAGCACAAAUCAGCACACUGGGUGUUUCCUUCUUUCUUCCAACCUCAAAACCACUUGGAGCGUCUAUCAGCAGUUUUUAAGAUUUAUCUCUUCUGUCGUUAAAUUCUUGCAGUGUUUGCAGAAGUUUUUCUCAGCAUCUGUUUUGCAUCUUGACUUGUAUCUUGAAUCGUCCCUGAAAGUACUUUCACUGGAUGUUUGCCCUUAUGGAAAGGGGACUCACUGAUCUCUUUUUUUUGUUUACUUGUUUAGGAACUCCGUGAGCUCCAGAGUCAGAUCAAGGACACCUCAGUCAUUGUUGAGAUGGACAACAGCCGCAACCUGGACAUGGACUCCAUUGUGGCCGAGGUCAGGGCUCAGUAUGAAGACAUCGCCAACCGUAGCCGUGCUGAGGCAGAGACGUGGUACAAGAGCAAGGUAAAGGAGGAAACCUUUUUUUUCCUCAUGAUCAGGUUUUUACUUCUUUUGUGAACCUGCAACUUGCAUGUGUAGAGCACAUUGAUAUUUAAAGACAAGACCUGCCAUUUUCACCUUAGCAAAAUUCAAUUUCAUUCAAUAUUCUUAGCAGGGUUUUCAGUGUUUAAUGUGUUGCCUUCUGAUGUUUCUUUAGUAUGAGGAGAUGCAGACAUCCGCCAGCAGAUAUGGUGAUGACCUGAGGUCAACUAGAACAGAGAUCGCAGACCUGAACCGCAUGAUCCAGAGACUUACAUCAGAAAUUGAUGCCGUCAAGGGACAGGUACGGUGUCUUAGAUGGUUUUGAAACACAAAAUAGUUUUUUGUAACUACCAGGACUGUGCACAGAGCCUCACUUCUUGUAAUCUCUUCCUGCAGCGUGGUAACCUGGAGGCCCAGAUCGCUGAGGCUGAGGAGCGUGGUGAGAUGGCAGUAAAGGACGCCAAGGCCCGCAUUAAGGACCUGGAGGAUGCCCUGCAGAGAGCCAAACAGGACAUGGCCCGCCAGAUCAGAGAGUACCAGGACCUGAUGAACGUCAAGCUGGCUCUGGACAUUGAGAUCGCCACCUACAGAAAACUCCUGGAGGGAGAGGAGGACAGACUGGCUAACGGCAUCAAGGCAAUCAACAUCUCCCAACAGAGCAGUAAGUCACAUCCCAUUCAUGUUUUUAUACUGACUGGAGUCCAAAGAUCUAUCUUCAAUGACUGCACACCAACAUUUAUCAGUGUUUUACAACCCAUUUGUUGUCCAAUGGGCUAUUGUUCUAGGUUUUUAUGCAUGUAUUCAAAGUUAUACAGUAUCAGAUUCACAACAACAAAAAGUAGACACAAUCUAAAUCAAAGCUACUCUUCCAUUCCUGUCAUGAACCAAGCAUCAGAAGACUUGGAAUGUUUGUGCUCUACACUGAACAGAGUUGGGUGGAGUGUUCAGCUGGUUGAGAUUGUUACAACUCAAAGAUGUUUUUUGUGUCUACCUGGUUUUGAAAGUGAGGCUGCUUUAGAAGUGCCCUGUCUCGAUAGUCUUGUUGCUGCCGGCAGGAUGGGCUUCAACAAAGUUCUUCUGAUUGUGUAAAAGUCUAAAAGGAAACAAACCUGCUUCUCCUGAUUUAUCAUCUUAACAUUAACUCUGGAAAAACCUUUCCAGAGUUAAUGCUCACAGUAUCUAGUUUUCGUACUUUCCUGCUGCAGCUCGAAGUAAAUAUGGUGAAAUUCAAACUAAAUCAAACAGAGAAAGCAGAGCUUCUGGCAAAAUUUACUUUAAUUUGCUAGUGGGCAUCACAUGGCCUGUCAACCAGGAGAGUGGCAAUACACUGCUGUAUUUUCUGCCUGCACAGCAAGAAGUUGGAGUGUGGGAAAUUCAAAGCUUGAGGCUUCAGAUUUGGCAGAUUGGGAAACAAAAAAGAUUAGCUAUGAUUCAACGAUGUACGAUAUGAUACAUUAUGAUGUGUAAAAUACUUUGCAUACAUUUCCAACAAAUAUUUAGUAUCCCAUUGUGUCAAUAUUAUAUCAUACCUAAUUGUACUGCUUUUGUCAUAUUGUUUUGCAUCAUUGUGUAUCCUAGCAUUCUGUACUAAUUGUAUGGAAUCAUUUUGUACCUUAUUGUAUAUUGUAUCUUGUCUCAUUGUGUUAGGUUUUGUUGUUUUUUUAUUCAGUCAAUCCAACUCAACUGAUCAUGGUGUACUUUUUCACUUAGUAUUUGUGUUCAUCCAAAUUACCCAAAGACGGCCAUCACACAGUUUAUGUCCCCUUCCCUUUUUUUAGUUUUAAAUGUCUCUAAACUUUUAUGAGUCUUAACGAUGUUGUCCUCUCUCUCUUCUCUAAACAGCAAGCUACGGUGGUUUCCCCACGGAUAGCAUGAAGAGCAGCUACUCAAGCUACUCCUCCAGCGGCUACAGCAGCGGAUACGGCGGCGGCAGUGGCAGCGGCUAUGGUGCCGGCAGCGGCUACGGUGGCAGCAGUGCAAGCUACAGCAGCGGUGGCGGCAGUGGCGGCUACAGCACCACCCAGAGCAAGAAGAAUGUGGUUAUCAAGAUGAUUGAGACCAAGGACGGCAGAGUGGUGUCCGAGUCUUCUGAGGUCAUCGAGGAUUGAGCUGUCUAGUUUAGAGGUGUAGUUACCUGUCUGCUAGUUUUCCUGUUUAAACUUACAGUUCACACCCCUGAAACUAUCAUAAAAAAGUCUGAAGACAAAUGCUUGCCAGCCACUCUUAAGUAGAGCUUAAAGAUACUUUCAUGAAGAAAUGAUCCUAACACUACCAAAGAUCUGAAAGGGACCAAAGAGUUUAUUUUGUAUGUCUGACUGUCUGUACUAAAAAGUUGUAUUGUCUCGGAAAGUGACAGAAAAAUGGGAAAUUGCAAAUAUGGAAGAUUUUUAGAAACAGCACUCCCUUGAAAUCUAUGCAACAUGUAAUCCAUUUCAUUCCAAAUUGUGUUGCAUCAAACGGACCGUGGUGUCGUCAAAGGACUGUGAAUGUACUGAAACAGUGCUUCAGCGUUGUUGGUCAACUAAUGUCUUAACUUGCCUGCUCCAGUAGGUAGUGCAUGUCUUCCCUGUGCGUGUCUUGUAACUGAAAUUGUUGGACCCCUUAGGAGGCUGCCCACAUCACACUGUUGUCCUGAGGUGCUGUUUUUGCUACCAAACAAAAUAAAAACGUGUUUACUGAAAAAAAAAAGUGUUUGUUUUAAUCUUUAUUGUAUACUUGAGAAAGAAUGUAUUUUAUAGUGAUAAACAUAAUUUAUAGCAGUCUACAACCUAUACUGACAUUCCGACCCAACCAACACAGCCCUGUCAGCUGGAGUCAUCGGUAAAAUAUUUUGUGAUAUGACUGCUUUCAAAAUUGACUUGAUUUAUAAGCUAAGCUAUUGCACAAAGAAAAGAUUGCAGUGGAUUAUUGCAAAAGAGAGACUUAAUUAUUUUAAUUAACAUCUCUAAAGCCUCAUUUACUAACAUGUAUUCCAUUUUUCCCAUUUUACUUUGAGGUUAUCAACCUAACCCAUCCAGUGUGAAUAAACUAAAAAUAAAAUAAUCUAAAAAUUAAAAUAAAAUGUGAACUGGAUUUGAGUUGUCCUAGCAUCUUCUGUUGCCUCUUAGCCUCUCAAGUUCAGGCAAACACAAAGAACUUGACAGAUAUUGAGACUGACAAAGUAAUUUUACCGUUUAUUUGUCAGUUACCAUUUACCACUGAGAAAGCACUUAUCUCUAACUAUGUUGUACAUACUUUAAGUGGCACAGGCAGGAAUUUGAUCUGAAACUAAAACAGACCUUAAAUGAUAUUUGUAAGAUAUUGGGACGAAGCUUAAAAAUCUAAUCCAGUGUUCUUAGAUAGAUACUGCGAUUGUGCUUUUACUGAGUGAAUAUAAAUCACGUUACCAUAGACUGUAUAUAGAAUGGAUGCUGCCUGCCUCCACGUUGGGUGAAUUCACCUUGUAAACAGCACCCUCUGGUGGUGGGCUGCAGUAUAGGUCAUAAAUCCGGCCUCCUCAGCAAUCCCUAUGGAGCUGUGGACAAACUUAAGAAAUUUAUUACACAGAAUAUAAAUCUCUUUCCCCCCUGCUUGCGAUGUUGACAUGUAUUACUGUACGACUGGUUUGUGCUCAAGUCCUCUUUUUUCUGUGAAGCUCCAUUUUUAAAAUCUAAUAGGGGGUUCAUGUUUUCUAUGAUUGACACUUGAUACAGCCAAUGGAUGUCCGAAGAUUGUGUAGCUCACGUAGUCAUCACAGCAACUCUCUGAGGCUCUCCCGCCGAAUGCGCACAAUGUUACUUUGCAAGUGGUGGUUCCAGGAAGCUGAGAAAAUUCCUGAACUACAGAGAACAGUUUGGCUUCAAAUUCGUAUAAUGACAGAAGGUGGAGCCAAGUUGUCUAUAGAAUAUACAGUCUAUGGAUGUGACUUAAACCCAACAGGUAAAACAAGAGAGGGGAGACUGAAAGGGGGUUAUGUGUUAUCCAUUACCGACUGAAUGCAAAAGCUCUGUGUGUGGAUGAAUACAACAUUUGUUCCAGUAACACAUCCCCUGAGUCUUACUCCCUGAAACUGAAGUUUUGUUGGUGAAAUAAAGCUUUCCUCCACCAUGAAAGAUCUAGACAUGAUGUGGGGAAACCACGCUGAUGGUUACCAUGGAGAACCAAAAACCACAUUUGAGACCCAAGAAUUAAUAAGAAUUAAUGCAAUCAAGUGAGCAAAGAAGUCCUCAAAAUGGGAUUACCAAAAACUAAUUACAGCUGAUUUGACUGAGUCUACAGGCAAACAGUAUAUAUUUAUAUGCGCAGUAUGUAAGAAUUGACCCUGAGAGCGGCUGUGACCAUAUAAGGAGGCAGAGGCAGGAGAUGAGUUAAACCCACACAGUGGGUAUUUAUUUGCAGUGUAUAAACCAAAAACCAAUAAAACACACCAUGCUCAGUCCAUUGUGCACACGAGAGACUCCCAGCUCAGAGGAAAGCGCUCCCCUAUAUACCCUCCCCGAUUGGGUGCUACCACGUGUAGGGGUGUGGAAAAACUGUAACCAGUUUAAUAUAACUAUUUAAAAAGCACCUACUUAAAAUAUACAAACCUAUGCUCCAGACUAAAUCACAGAACCCAAUUUCGAGUGUACAUUAAUCACAUACUGUGAUCAUCCUCCCAAUUAAAUUUUACACGUGGCACUGUUCACCCCCCAUACCCAUCUGCCAGUUGGAACCCUCCCGGAACGCUAAAAGGCCGUUUGUUUCCCCGGGGACUCUUUUACAUGUGCACCCUGGGAGUGGAGACAGAAAGGCACAGGUAAGUGUUCACAAUAUUCACGUCAAACUGAUUUUAAACUGCACUACUUCCACCUUUUACUCAAGCACACAAAUAUGCUGAAACCCUCAUCCACAUCGUGUGCACUGUGUUACAGGUGGUGCGGCUAAAUUAACCCCCGGCUACCGGACGAGCUACCGGACGUCCCCGGAGAACACCUAUACAUAUACACACACACACACACACACACACACACACACACACACACACACACACACACACACACACACACACACACACACACACCAUUAACCAAAUCAGAAUUAAAGUAUUUUGACUGAAAUACCUCUGUGGCUCAUCAUUUGCUAAUCAUGUGUAGCUUUUAAUUUAACAACCCUAAAUGUUGUGUCUACCUGCACUAUCUAUCUAUCUAUCUUAUCUAUCUUAUCUAUCUUAUCUAUCUAUCUAUCUAUCUAUCUACACUGCUUAGCUGCCCCAAUCCUCAGCUACUCACUGCAGUAGUAACGGAGACAACAGAGGCCUCCGUUACACAGUAUAUCAAAGUCUUCUUUGCUCAUUUGUGAAAAUAGGACUUUUUAAGACAUUUAAGGGCCUUACAUUUUUAAAGAUGUAAAUAAAAAAAAUGUAGAGGGUUCGUGUGAAAAACUCAGGGGCCACCUGGGGUAACUUUUUGUUAUCAUACCAUUUUUCAUGGCUUUACCGGUAAUUCAUUUAUUAAUGACUAUGUUAUUUUUGGUGCCUUUCACUAAGACUUCUUUAAUUCCCAUUAAGUCCCAAUCAAAAGCAUCCGAUCAUGCCUUUUCAAUUUUAAAAGAAAAAACUGUCAGCCAACAUUUGCGAUGGCCCCAAAUUUCAACUGUUGCACUUGAGAGAUGGAGCCUAAAAUGAGUAUAGGAAGCUUUUUUUAAAAAACAUCCCUGGAGACCUCUGUUGGUUGUCACUAAAUGCUAAAUUCUUGGUCAUACAAGAUCUAAAUAAAGGCUUCUUUCCAUCUCCAGCAAUAAUCCACCAGAGGGCAGUGUCUGACUACUUACAUUGGACAUGCAGUUCCUGCAGAUCAGAAUGAGCCUACCCACAAGGGAGUGGAGCUUGAAGCAGGACUGAGUUUUGUAUGUCCGCAUGAUUACAGAUGUCUGUUUAUUCUUGAACAGUCCACUAAUUUCAAAGAGAAUACUCAUCACAAUGUCAGAUGCAGGGUUUUAGACUUCAUACUAGAGUAGAGAAAGAUAAACUUGCAGACUCCUGGGAUAUGGGGCAUAAUAAAAAUCAAUCAAUCAAUCAUUCAAUCAACUUUAUUUCUAUAGCACAUUUAAAAGAACCACAAGGGUGGCCAAAGUGCUGUACAGUGACACAUAAAAACAAAUUAAACAAUCAAAGAACAAGAUAAAGCGAGCAGAAAUACGGUAAUGCAGAAGAAUAAAUAAGUGUAUAAAUAAGGAGGCUCACAGCAAGUGCUAAGAUGAUAAAAAACAAAUUAACACUACAAUGUACUAAAAGCCAAUGAGUAAAAGUGUGUUUUUAAAAGGGAUUUAAAAACAGGAAAUGAGGAGGCCUGUCUAAUUUUCAAGGGCAACCCAUUCCAGAGCUUAGGGGCAGCAGUGGCAAACGCUCUGUCCCCUCUGAGCUGCAGCCUUGUACUGGGGACCGUCAGUAAAAGCUGAUCAGCUGAUCUUAGGGGUCGGGGUGGGUAAUAAGGCUGGAGCAUCUCCGAAAUAUAGGGUGGAGCAAGAUUGUUCAGGCCCUUAAAAACAAAUAUUAAAAGCUUAAAAUGAAUUCUGUACUGAACAGGGAGCCAGUGUAAGGACGCCAGGAUGGGGGUGAUGUGCUCACGCCUGCGGGUCUGGGUCAGGAGACGUGCAGCAGAGUUCUGCACAAGCUGCAGGCGGGCAAGGGAAGCCUGGCUAAUCCCUACAUACAGAGAGUUACAGUAAUCAAGACGGGUAGUGAUAAAAGCAUGGAUUAAUUUUUCCAGGUCAGGUCUUGAUAAAAUGGGCUUCACCUUCGCUAUUUGACGUAACUGAUAAAAACUUUUUGUACCACCCCGCUGAUCUGCUUCUCAAAUUUAAAAUCAGGGUCAAAUUUAACUCCCAGAUUAGUGACGACCUCCUUUAGGUAGGGUGAGAGGGAGCCUAGAUCGAUGUUGGGGGGGUGGACGCCACUUGGUCCAAAAAACAUUACUUCAGUCUUGUUCUCAUUAAGACUGAGGAAGUUAAAAGAAAGCCAGGCUUUAAUGUCCUUAAGGCAGUCAGUAAGUUGUUGGACUGAGUUGGAGUUGUUCUGUGCUAGUGGAAGAUCGAUCUGACAAUCAUCAGCAUAAAAAUGAAAGGAUAUGUCAUGUUUCCUAAAAACAGAACCAAGGGGGAGUAGAUAAAAGGCAUAUAAAAGAGGGCCGAGGAUUGAGCCCUGGGGGACCCCAUGUGGAAGAGGAGCUGUUGACGUCACAGAGUUGUCAAGUUGAACGCAGAAACUUCUGUCCGUUAAAUAAGACCAGAACCAGUCCAGGGCGACACUCUUAAUGCCCACACAGUGCUCCAGGCGAGAGAUUAAAAUGCUGUGGUCGACAGUGUCAAAUGCAGCAGACAGAUCCAGGAGCAUAAGGACAACAAACAGCACAAGGACAAAAAAAAGGCCUACACCCUUCAAUACAUAGGCUAACAUUGCUGCAAAGCCACCUUAGACCGCAGCAAGAAAUCAUUUUGUUGAUGCCCGUGUGUGCUAGUGUCUUCUUGUUUACUUGGCAAGUAGACACUUCUUAGAAUAUAUAGGCUCACAUGCAGAGUUGGAGACAUGUGCUCGUGUUAAAAUGUUAGUGUUCGUUAAGACUACAUGAGCAUUUUCUCACUCAGAUGUCAACAAUUUAAAAAAAAAGCCCAUUCAGUGCAAAAUAUCCACUGGGGUGGAGCACUGUAAUCCAUCCAUUUUUGCAGGCUGCAACUUGAACCGGAGUUCAGUUUCGACUUCUACUCAAAGGGGCAGCAUUGUGCUUUGAACUUAUUAACACUGUGUUAUUUUAAAUGGUUACGCUGUGUUUUCACGACAAAUGUUCCUGACCUCAAUCUUAUUUCAAGUUGUGUUCCUUGAAAAGUGAUAGAGUUAAGUUCCCUGAAUCCUUCUACAGUCGACUGGUGAAGAUUUGGCAUUUAAUAAAAACGUUUUUGUUUUGUUUUUUUGGCAGGAAUCCUUGUUUGGGGCUUGCACUGCACCUUAUGAGGUGCACAUCAAAAGAGUCUGUUCACACAGUGUAAUCAUGGGAUGCCAUUCAAGUCUGAUUCAUCACCACUUUUUAGUAAAAAAUGGGCGAGGCAUGGAAAGGGAGGAGAAAGUUUUUCAAAUGGAGUGCAAAGCAAAAUUGAAGAAGACACCAGAUACAAAAGACAGCUUAAAGAAAUCCUGUCCCAUUGUUUAGUCAAAGAAAAGCAAAUAAAUGAGAGAAUCAUGUGAAAUCUACUUUUCUCCUCUCAAUCACCAAGUUCUUGUCUUAUACACAGGAGCAAAAUAUGAUGUAAGGAUAAUAUUAAGGAGUGCAAGUCGGCUUCUUUGCAAGCAUUGAUAAAAUGGGAUUUCCCAGAGAUCCCCUCCCUAUGCCUCCACAAAAAAAUGGAUAUACCACUUUGCAGAGGUCGUCUAAGCUAGCACACAAGUCUUAUUCAAAGUUAGCUUGUUUUGUGAAUGACAGUCUCAUAUGGUUCAAGUCUAAAUGACUAAACCAGUGCAAUGCUUUACACCUGCUCCCUCCUGAAGUUUGUUUUAACCCUUUUAUGCAUGAACAACUUCAUAAAAGUAAUUUGUAUUAUGCUUUGAAAACCACACAGCAAAAAGCUGAGACAUAAAUAGUUUUGAGAGAAAGGUUUUACUGUCAACACACUGUAAAUAUAUAAAAAAUGCAAAUUUAAAAAUACACAAACGCAGUAAACAGAGAGCUAGCCUAAAGGCCCAGUCAUGUCUCAGUUUGCAAAGUUUUUCUUUUGCAUAUUUUUUUCUGUAUUUGUGUGGUUUUUGAAGUGAAUUGUUUUUGUAUUUGCAAUAUGUCUGUUUUUACUGCAGUUGUUUUAUCUAUUGGUAUCCUGGACGUUUUUCCUUUAUUUCAUUUGCAGUUUUUUUCUGUCGUUGCAUGUGUUUUGAAUUUGCAGUACAGUUCUCCAACUGAGGAUUGUCGGACCACUGCACUAUGAUCCAUCAUACUGCAGAAACAAUCAGGUUUACAUGUUGCAUAAUUGUUGCUUUGAUUAUAUUUGUGUCUUCUAAUUGUGCAAUGGUGUAAGCUAUAAGUAAAACUGUUGACCCUGGAUACAUCAGGGUAUGUUUUGGCUACACUGAUUAAAUAAAAGUAUUUGGUCCACUUAAAGCAAACAGUUUUGCGUGUGUGUAGUAACAGUGUUCACCUCAUUUCACCCAUGCAAAAUCAACAACCUCUCAGGUUGCAUGGCAGCUCGUGACCUGUAUGUGUCAGAUUGACCUCUAACUCAACUCAAACUGCAUGAUAUAUGGAUACUUUUUUUUAUCCAAUGUGCAUGUAUUUCCCACGCAUAUAAACAGUACUAAUCCUUGCCAUUUUGAUAUGUGCCUACAGAAACUGGGCCAGCAGCCAGGAUGCUAUUUUUUAACUCUCUUGUGUGUAUGAAAAGCAAACAAGUGAAAAAAGCAGGUUGUUUUAGCGUCAAAUAAUGUUGUAAUAGUAACUGACAGUUGUUAUUUUAUGCAUGAGCUGGCAGUUCAAACAAAAUCAGCCCAACAGCUCUUCAAUGUUCACUCAUUGUAUUGCAUGAGGAUAUUCCCUGUCAUUCAUAUUUUGAUUUGACCCAUAACAAUGGUGUCAGAAGAAGUGAGCACACGUAAAAGCAGUUUAAAAAUACAACAUAAAUUUAACACUAAAUGUUCAACCCAAAAGUGUUCCUGUUUUUUUUAUAAUAUUGAGGGGAGGGUACACUAGCCAAAAGGACCAUUUUAUAGUUAAGCUACUCUGGAAAAUUUUUGUCAUGAAAAAAAGCUUUGGGCGUUUCUGCAGGUUUGGUAUUUAUGUGGUCUAAACUUGCUGGGUCAGAUUGGAGUGGUGAAGCUGGGUGUGUUUGUUACGCAUAUCAAUCAUGCACAGGAUAUUGAAAAUAUACAAAGCCUUGUUGUUCCAGAAAUGAACAACAGAAAUGCUUCAAACCUGCACUCAAGUUCACUCCAUUCCUAAUAGCCGCAGACAGUUAGCUGCUAAAAGUCCUGUUGUGGUUGACAGGGAAAACAGACAGACCAUAAGGUUGUUUAGCGUUAAAUUUAUCUAUGCGAUCUAAAAGACGGUCAGUGCCUUCCCUCUCCUUGACUUCCUGUGUAGGUCAAUCUCAUCCAAUGUGGUGGGCAUGGGCCCCAAUGAAAACAGUCUUGGCAUGUAACUAUAGCAUAGAGGGAUGACGCUUCUGAGAUGGAGCACAUCCUGUGGGUAUCAUGGGUAAAAACUGUUCCUGUUCUAUUGAUCAAAAUGACUUGCUGAAGUUCAAACAGAGCACCAGAAUGGGGAAGAAAGGGGAUUUAACUGGUCCUGAUCAUGGCAUGGUUGCUGGUACCACACGGGCUAGACUAAGUAUUUCAAAAACAUCUGAUAUACUGGGAUUUUCAUGCACAACUAUCUCUCAGGUUUAUAGAGAAUGGUCCAAAAAAGAGAAAAUACCCAGUGUGCAGCAGUUGAGGAAGACAAAGAAGAAGAAGAAGAAGAAGAAGAAGAAGAAGAAGAAGAAGAAGAAGAAGAAGAAGAAGAAGAAGAAGAAGAAGAAGAAGAAGAAGAAGAAGAGAAUGGGUAGACUGGUUCUAGCCACUCUUCACAACCAGGGUGCACCAUCUCUGAACCCACAAAACGUUCAACCUUGAAGCAGCUGGAUUAGAGCAAUUUAACAUCAUUUAACUCCAGUGGCCUACAUAGUGACCAGAUCUCAGUCAAAAAGAGCACCUUUGAGAUGCGGUACAAUGGGAGAUUCACAUCACAGAUGUGUAGCAAACAAAUCUGUAACACUUAUCUGAUGCUUUUAUGUUAAAAUGGACAAAUAUCUGAGGAUAUAUCUAAAGGAGAAUGGGAGUCUAACUGUCUUAAAGAACUAUGGCCUAGCCCAGGUGCCUCUUGGAUUCUGAUUACCAUGACCAGGGUAACCGAGAACAUUGAUCAAUUUUUAAACCCUGAUCCAAGCCCCUGACCAGGUAAUUCUUAUCUUAUCCAAUUAAACUCCAUAAAAACCUAUUAGCUAGCUUCUUAGUAAUGCAAUAUGACAAACUAGGAUACAACUUAGUGUGCAUUCCUACAAGGCCCAGUUGCCCAUUCCAAACCUUAACAAUGGUCAUGAGGGCUGAGAUGUGACUGAAGGGAUCACAGAUACAAGCAGCAAAAACAAGUUUCCUCCAAUGGGUGGCUGGGCUCAGCCAUUGAAAUAGGGUUAGGAGCUCCGACAUCUGCAGAAAGCUUGGUGUUGAGUCCCUUUUACCUGGUUUAGAAGGGAGUCAGUUGAGUUGGUUUCAGGCAUUUGAUAAGGGUGUCUCCUAUGCGCAUCAUUUUAGAGGUAAUCAGGGCAUGUCCAACUAGAUAGAGACCCUGGGGUAGGCCCAGAGCCUGCUGGACGGAUUACAUAUCACACCUGGCCUGGGAACACUUUGGAAAGUAUCACUGAAGAGAGGAUAUGGGGUGGCUUACUUGGACUGCUGCCUCUGCAACCUGAUCCUAGAUAACCGGAAGAAAUCGAAUGGAUGGACUGAUGGAUGUUUAUCUUUACUGCUAUGUGACACCUGGUUGAAAUGUGACCGGAAAAAUGAAACUCAAAUGCUUCACUGUGCCAUGCAGGAGUAACUGUACAUGCCAAAGGCUACCUCUCCUAACUGUGCCAGGACCAGGGAAGUGUACCAUACUGGGAUGUGUUGUGGAGAACUCACACUCACAAUAAUCAAACAGAGUGUGAGUGUGGCCUCAGAAACACAAGCUGCUGACUUAAGGUACCAUAAAGGCCAUCCAAGAAGUUGUUUCAUCCUGAAAUGUUCUUAGUCAUUCAUUUCCUUUCCUGUUCGUGAGUCACAGACUUUUUUUCUCAUGGUUUUACGUUCUUUCUGUAACACCACACUAAAGUAUAUCUUACAAAUCUUGUUGGAAAAGAACAUAAAUGAUAUUUAAGGGACUUUGGAACAGUUUCCUCCUUUGUUUUUUUCUUUUUUUUAAUCUCAAGUUCUUACAAAUGACUGAUGACAAUUGACUUCUGUCUUUAGUCUUGAAACAUGCAUGUGACAAAAUGGAUGCAAUCAUGUAUUGUUAAGGGCUUCAGAGCUGCACCACAUUAAGGAAUCACAUGACACUUUCAGUGAAAAGAAGCAAAACACUGAAUCCUUUUGUGAAUUGUAAAUGUGAGGCAGGAGCGUGUCAGUAAAAAAUGCUGUCUACUAAUACUGGGUUAUUGAUGUCUUGUCACAUUGCCUGUCACAGAAAUAACACUGCUGUCUCUACCUGUCACCUAAAGUACUUAAAAAAAAGUAAAUGGCCUGCGGUUUGUCUGAACAAAGAUUUUUUUUUAGAUUAACUUUCCCUAACCUUGAAUCAUAAGCCACGGCAGUUAGUGCAGGUGAAAAUCUUCAUGAGAAGGGUUACAUAACUCCCCAGGGGUGUUUUCUUCCUCUUCCCCUAUAUGUGCACGAUUGGGCCUAAAUGUGACCCCAUGUCCAAAACCGUGCAAACAUAAAUUGCUUUGGGAUGAUUUUACAGAACUGCAGUAUGAGGGGACACAUGGAAGAAAUCAUCUCACUUCUUUCAUUGUCUUUUGUCCUAAAUCAGACUCACCCAACACAGUCAUUAAAGCUUAUGCUACUUUUUUGAUUGGUGCCUGUAGGCAAAGCUUGUUUCUGCCACCACCGACAGAAAGCAGGUUCAGGCAAAGCAUGAGCGUAACUCACCAAGUAUGAAACGAGUUUGAUAUGACUGCUGAUGAGAGGAAAGAAAAGUGACUCUUAAAGGGUUUCAGGCAGGUUUAAUUCCUGUCAGAGCCUGUUUGAGGCUGCUUGUGCUAUGAGGGAGGUUACAAAAGCGAAAAGAUCAUCGACCCAAGAGUUGUGAAUAAAAAUCAAAUGCAUUUUUCAGGGCACACAAAUCCAUCUUAAGCUAACUUUACAAUUGUUUUAUACAGCUUUAUUUUCCAAUAGCAGAGGAAAAUGUAAUCUAGACUAGUCUAGUCUUGCGGUGUGGGUGCAUGUUUGUGGGUGUGAGUAUGGGUGUGAAUGGGUGUGAGGCAUAACUCAGAAAUGAGAUCUCCAAACCACUAUGACUGUUUGGUACAGUACAAAAACUGAAGUGUGUACUAUGGAGACAAAACAAAAAUUUAAAGCAACAAUGCUUCACUAUCACAGUGCUUAGCAUAUAUAAUAAAAUGCUAUUGUGAUACCAACCAAGGUACCUGCAUUUGCUUACGCAAAGCAUCUCUGUCAUCUGCAUGUUUGUUUCAUCUAUUGUGCUGAAAGAAAAAAAGAGUUAUGUGAUUUGCUGUUAAUUUGUUGAGUGGGAAUUUCAAGGUGAGACAGAGGUUGAUAGGGAGGUUUUAAGUCUUUUCGAUUCAGCAAGAGACAAAUAAGUUAAGCAUAAUCACAGUGAUUAUAACAAUAAAAAGAAUCAAUUCUGAGUAUGAGUGCCGUCAGUCUUUCAGGGCAGUUAUCUGCAGCAUGUAUGAGUGCUCUUUAGGCUCUUUAGAGAUAAACUGCGCAAUAUCUUUCAUGCCCACAUUGCAAUACUGACUUAUCUUUCAACCUGUUUUGAUUUCACCUCAUCCUGGAUACUGGUCUAAGUAAACGUGCCUAAAUAAACUAUAGCAACAGGUUAGGGGGUUGAUUUUUAACAAUGGUUUUCAUCUUUUUCUUUCACCUCUCACCAGAAAUUUUAGGAUAAAAUCCGUUCUGCACCUCUUGCUUUUCCACUUUCUUAGUCCAACCACUUGCAGGAGAUGACUGUCUUGUUUUGCUUGUAGAUUUGGCCUGUCUACAGAAAGUUUUUCUUUGCCUAUUUUGGUCAAGGAUUAUUGCAAAAACAUACUCAUGGUGGUUUGAUGUUGGAUCAUUGGCUAAAAAGAGUAAGGUCCAAGCUUGCUCUUUUAGUAGCUUCCCGCAACCAACAUGCUGAGACUUGCACCACCCCCAUCGCUGGUUACUUCACUGGAAUUGAAGAAGCUCUGCAUUCAAACCAGCACUCUACAGACUCUUUUUAGUAUAGUACCGUUUUAUUGAAACUUGACAUAAGACCCGGUAUGGGGAAAAAGCUUGGGUCAGCCUUUGCUGUGUAUCUGGCAGGCUUUUUCUGUUACCAGCUGCCUUUUCAAGCAUAAUCUAAAAUACUGUCACACAAUACCUCUCAGCAUCUUAUCCUGGUACAAAUAAAGGAUAAGACAUGGGACUACAAAUUCACAACUCUUGACAAAAUGUUGGGCCCAUUAAGGGCUGGCAGGAAUUUAAAGCUUUGUACUUUUUUCUCCAAGAUUUCAAAUAAUUUCACAUUUCAACCUUUACAUUCAUGCAAACAUCAGAGUUUUUACUCUAGAAAAUGUCUAACUCCAACUCUGCCAGUUUGCAAACAGUGAACCAGCCAAGAAACCCAUCUAUAGUUCAGUGGAUGUACCCUCUCAGCCUCGGCCAACCUGACUGUUAAAAUUGUUUUCACACUUUAAAUCUGCAAAUGACUCGCAAACAUUUAGUCUGACACACUUAGCUCUGCACACAGGCCUUUGUUAUAUUUCUUACACAACCUCCAAGUCAUUCCUUUCUGCAUGCUUACUCAACUUCUAGUACCAUUGUCUGGCUGCAUCACCCGGUCACAUCUAUCCAAUAAAACUGCAACACACCUUUAUGUUACGCCUUAAUUUUACACAUGCCUUUUUUUGUAUGACUCGUUCUCUGCCUCCAGUUCAUUCAUGUUGUUGUUGUGCGUGUUUCUCCAACACCCAGACACCGCCCAAUCUUUGCAGUUUCAUCAGCGCCAUCAGGGUCAGCAGAGGUUACCACUUACGUCUUUCUGCUGCUGCUCUUUGCAGACACUUUUCCUUAAAAAAAAAAAAAAAAAAAAAAAGAGAGAGUCUUGCAGCCAAAGGAUUGAUGACACAUUUUCUUUGAAAACAAAUGCUUGUUUUUUCUAAGAUGAUUCAAAUACAUGUAUCAAUGGAAGCAAUUCUGUUGAACUUUAAGAGCUGUCUGCAAGAUUUGGCAGGUGGAUAUUUCAAGGUCUGGUAUUGUGCUUGUUUUGAUUGGCCAGUGGUCUGGUUUUAUUACAGAUCUACCAACUCUGUGACUGAUGGGAAACAAAAGCAGACAGAAAACACCUGUUAAAAGUGAUCACUGCACUAACUCAUUGUCCUUGUCGGUCUGUCGUCUUGUCUGUGACACACUUUGAAUCACCGCUUUGUGAAAGACAAACUAGCCUUUACAACCAACUUCAGACGCAAUCAGCUGCCAAAAAAAUGAGUUGCUGGUGAGCUUUGAUGACUAGUUGGCACUAAUGGUGUCAAGUUCCCAUGAGAAGGAAUCUGAAUGACAAGAAAGGAGAGACCUGCCCUGCAUCUUUUGCAAAGUCAACAGCCACUCCUAUACAUAUGUUAAAUAGUAACCAUUCCUCUGCUGGUUCACAUGAUUAAACCCCUCCCUUGUGUAUUCUGUAAAUUUAUAAUGCACGGAAAAUUUUGAGGAGUGAAAUCCCAGAAGGAUCACAUGGCCUUAGCAUGCACUUAAUUUCUGCAUAUCAGACAAAAUACAAAUGAGAACAUGUAAAGGAUAAGACAAAGUCCCUGCUGAACUGCACAGUGAAAAGCAACUUGUUCCUCCCGUGUUGAUUUAUGAAUAUGACUUUGCCAUUAUGCAUUAAAAUUUGCCUCUUUCAUGCUAAUGUGUCAACACUGCAACAAAAACAAUAACAAACAAAUGAAAAAACAACAACAACAACAACCUUUAUUUGGCUAUUUUUUUUUGGUGGUUGACACCCAGAUAUCAGGCAAAGGUUUCAACAGUUUUGUAUCCAUGUUACUCUUGACAUGUUACUUGUGUUUAACAAAGUUCAUUGAUAAUGCCAGUGCAAACAAUGUGCAAAAACAGUGCAAACAACAACAAAAGAAUGGGUCAAGGCUGCCAGGAACAUAAACCUAAAAGUUUAGGGGACACACAUUUUGGUAUUGGAAACAGUCUCGGGUCCUCAUUCAGGAUGGUGUACGAUAGCUUUCUAUCUGUAGGAACUGUCCUUGGUGUUUGCAGAAGGCCCAAGCUGUGCAUCCGGUAUCAUAUCACUGAGUCAGGACUUGACUCAAAAGAACAUACACUGAUUGUUUAUACCAACAAGGUACCAUUGAAGAAAUCCUGAUUAACAAAAGCACAGCACAUUGUAAUGAUUUGAUGCAGGAUUCAGGCCAGCUAACACACAAGGGUGGACAAACAAUAUCAAAUUACAAAAGCUAAACAAACCAAACUGAUUUCAAACACAUCCGUCUGGUCGAUAAUUUUCAUCUGUUAUCCUUCACUGCCAGCCUUUAGUCCACAGUGUUGUCAACAGGCUGUACACAACACUCCCCCUACCGGCAAGGACUGGAAGUGCAAAAUAUCCUAAUACAAAGCUAAUCAGUUACAAUUAACCUUGGUUUAACCCUUGCGUGGCUCAAAACAUUCUGACAUGAUACACAAUGUUAUUUUUAUGAUAAACUAAGUGCAUGUUUUUCAGUUUAUGGCAUUCACUCCCCUUGAAAGCUAAUCGUAGAUGUGAGUGGAUGUCACAGACUUGAGGUGCUGACAGAUUUUCUCCACAAUGAAGGUGCAUGACAAAGGUAAAUCUUGCUGAGCUGCAAAACUUCAUGGGUGUGCCUUUGCUGAGUUACUUUUCUCCUGAUCCACCCUUGACAUUGGGCUGGUGGUGGGAACCAAUGAGUAUUUGUGAUGCUAUUGGCAAGCAAACCAACACUUCUGAGAAUCCAAUCUUGAGAGUCAUUUCUAAAGGGAUUCAGAUACAUAAACACUUUGGUGUGAUUUCUGGGAUUACAGCAUUACAGUAAAGCAUGCCCUCAAUCACCAAUGCACUGCAAGCUGCAGAACUUAUUUAAAAAAGCUUCCAAAUUUCUUAUGUUUUGGUAUGAUGCUAAAUUCUUCAUCAGAUGCAGUUCUACUUUACAAAAAGUGCAUCCUGAGAAAGGGCUACAUCCAAAAUGAAAAGAUGAAAUUCAGACAUAUGUGGAACAGCCAAAGGCUACCCACUCAGUGAAAGUGACUCCAGUGGCAUGCAACUAAUUACUUGCUACCUUUAGAUAAACCUGGCAGACCUCUUGGGAUAUGUUAGAGGCGUAAUGAGUGAAACAAGCUAUGAUUGGAGGAGGAAAAGGAGUGAAAAAUCUAUAGCACUUUCUUACAUUAUUGUAGGAGAAGUGAUUUUACCUUAGGGUGGUUGGCAUUCUUUCCUGACAGAGCUGGCCCUACAGUUGCCUCAGGACACCAAGCCUCCAUAAAGAGGCGGUGGUGAAAGUAGCUAUGAUCAUAAAUCAGUCCACCAUCACAUUUUGAAAACUCCUGCCAAGGCGCAUGCCAGAGUGAAAGUUCACAGGAAGAGAUAGUGAUAUGUGGAGAAGAGAAAGGCCCUAGCCCUUGCUUUACUUAUGCACUUGACCAGUUUGUUUUAUUUUUUAAACAACUUCAAAAUGACAAGGAAGUCACUCACAUCCCUAUCAUCAUUUUCCAUAAUUUGUGUAACAAUCAAACAUUAUACCCAUGAUUGUGCAAACAAAGACUUAAAUUAAUUCAAACCAUUUAUGCAUUUUUAUUCUCAAAAAUAGGCCGUUGUCCUCGUUCCAGUAGCUGCUUUCCAUGUCACCUCAUUUAGGUGAGGGUUCUACUAUCAUGUCUUUUGGUUUCUCCAUCUUAAAACACUCUUUGAGAGACUCUUAUAAGUGUCAGACAUAAGGAUUCCUCGCUGACAUUUUCACAGAGCAGAUUUAUCACAAACUAAGGGGUAGUAAUUAGUAUUAGGUAUCUUGGGUGCAGAUUGAUGGGUGAGCUUCUUGAAAGGUGUGGGGUAGGGUGAGGCAUAUGUGGAAUGGGGCUAAGCUUAAAUGCCAUCUCGGCAAACAAAGGCACUCCAAGCCAUCUGAGCAUCGACGCUACAAAUUUAAUUCUUACUAUCAAAAGUCAAACAUCUGCCAACUACAACAAGUAGAGGGAUAAUAGGUGCGUAAACAGUGACAACUGCUGAAUGGACUUCAUUAACACCUAUCACUCUAUAAAAGAAGCCUUGUAUUGUUGUAGCAUCUUAUGCAACAUGUAGGGACUGGUCUCCAUGGUAACACAACAUGUUUAAGAUGGUGCUGUUGUUCCACUUGUAAGGUUCACGACAACAAAGCAUUGUUUUACUCCCAUGUCAACAAAAACAGCCACUAUGUUAGUUGACCAAUGUCUUCACACAGGUGGGGCCCUUAAAGGGAUAUUCUGGUGUCAAAUUAAGUUAGGGUCAAACACACCGUAUCACUGAGUUAGACACCCCCUCGAAAGAUGAAUGUUGUCGACUGCUUGCUUCUUCAGUUAUACCAACUUUAGCAAUGACCGCAUGAUAGCGAUACACAGCGCUCUAUGCCUCCACGCCCAAACCUCAAUCAAAAAGCCACUUUAUAGCCACAAUUAAUGCUCAGAACAGCACCUAACUUCAUUAAAACAGUACAUAUAGGGUCCCAGCCAUAGUACUAGCCACCAAACAUCUUUCUAACUUUGCCUAAUUUCUUAAGCAAAGAGACUAAACACAACUCACCCACUUUCUUCCAGCAGCCGCUUGUUUGUAGGAAGAGCUCGAACGAGUCCAUCACCAACUGCAUAGCAGCGGGUUGAUGCAGCUUAAGGAAGAACACUUCUGAUCAUUUCUUCAUGGAAAUGCAAUCAGACCAAGAUGCUAAGACAGAAAAACUAUGGCGUCUGCAGAGCGAAAAUGAUUAUUAUAAUAAUUAUUACUUCAAGGAAAUAAUAAAGUAAUGAUCAUAAGUGGUCUUCCUUGAGCUGCAUCACCCCGCUGCACUCAGUGAUGGACUAGUCCGAGCUCUCCCUACAAACAACACUUAUCUCUCAAGGGGGUGUCUAACUCGGUGUUACAGUGUGUUUGACCCUAACUUAAUUUUACGCUUGAAUAUCCCUUUAAGUGUUCAGGAUAAAAACAUGCUUUCAUAAGAAUGAUGAGUGCUCAGUGGACAAACCUAUCCAAUUACACUCACGACUGAUGACCUGAAGUCCCAUACAGCCCAAUGAUGGAAAGUGAUGGAAAGUGAGAGCCACAUCGCUGGAGUUAUUAAGACAGCACUCUCCUUUCAUUAUAAGUUAAGUUAGUUAGGUUAAGUGAGGCCCAUGACACCUCAGAGAGACUUUGCAGUUAGUUCUGGCAUCCCAGAACCAACCCCUCCAUAUCAGCCCUCAGUAUUCAACAUUAUUGCUGUCUAUGUUAUAACCCAACCCAUACAGCCUUCUCACAUUCAGCAGACCAAGGCUAAAUCCACAUGAGCUCCAGGUAGUGAUACCUGCUUGACCACAUGGUCCCUAACAUCCAUAACACAUUAAAAAUAAAGUGUUUCCAGCAGGAUGUGAAAUAGAAACGUAUACUCUACCUUCCCAACUCCCUUAUUUUAAUGAGAGUAGAGAGAGCAAGAAACAAAAGACUGGAAGUGUUGAGACUUGUUAAAUAAGAGGACAGCAGCAAGGCUUGGCCCAGGUAAUAGUUGCUGCUAUAUCUGAGCCAAACAAUACUUGGAUUUUGGUGACUUUCUUUCAUUUACAGGAACCGACUGCAUUCUUCACGUUACCUUGAGGUGUUGACCUAAGGUGAAAAAACCCUGAGAUGCCCACAGUCUUGUAGGCAGUAAAGAAAAUCUUGUCAGACAAAGAAAUGAUGUAAACAAGACCAAACUUUCCAAACAGAGCUGUAAAGACUGAUAUCCUGUUAGCUUCUUCCUAACGCGGUUUACCAGCUGUUUUGAUACCUAACACAACAACUGAGAGACAACCUGACAGUAACUAGCUAAAAGGGAGUACAUCACCACCUAACAUAGCAAAGGUGGACAUGGUUCCAUCAGUAAUUCAAUUCUUGCCCAUUACAUGUCAACUUGGACCACGACAGCAGUCCAGUUAAUCUGUCUAUUUGAGCUAUGACUGUAGCAUCCUCAUCUUUUCAAGACCUUAUGUUUGCAAACAGCUCUUAGUCGCACUACAAGCAUAAUGUGAAAAUAGUGUUUAUUCUGACCAAAUAAUCUAGUUGUCAGACUCCACAUUGAAACUCUCCCUUGCUCACCCUCUUCUGUUCAUAAAGUGGCCUUUUAAACUAGAAUCUUGGUUUGACAUAUGAUAAAUGUGAUCCACCAUUUGUUGGUUUGUUUUAACCAUUGAAUGUUCAUCAAUAAAGUUGUUUUCUUUGUGUGUGUGUGUGUGUGUGUGUGUGUGUGUGUGUGUGUAAAACAACAACUACUCCCUUCCUCUUUUUAGCUAAUAUGACAGAUUCAUACUGAUUUAGAGAAACUUUAUUGAUCUCUGAAGGGAAAUUCAAUGGUUGUGCUGUUUAUUUAAGAGUGUUCGAUUUUUAUUUUAUCAAAGUCAAACUUAACACAACCAUCUGUGCUGUCAAUUUUGAGCUUGCCCUCAAGCUUGGAUCUGAUACCAAAUGACACAGAGCCAAAACCAUGACAACACUACUUCUGAGCAAUAAAAGUGUCUGAAACUUCUGGAAGAGCAAAUACACACAUGCAAACAGGAAAAAAAAGACAAUAAACAUAUUGUAUCUCGCUGUUCAAGUUUCUCAAUUUCGCUUGCAGGCUAUUACAUCAUGUCUCUUAACUUUCUAGCGGCAGAAAUGAACACGGGUGCAUCUUCUAGCAUUGUCACCCCCAAUUCUUUGUGCAGUAUUCCAAGAAACAUACAGAAACACAUGAAGGUUAAAGGUAAUGCUGAACACUUAAGAAUUUCCAGAUAAGAAGCAAGCAUGUCUUAAUGAGCCAAAUAUGCCCCCAGCGCCAUACACCCACAUUCAUUCAGACUUGAAUAUAAGCUGACAGAGCAAUCCACUUGAAGUGCCUAUGGUUGCAGGUGUUCAUUCUGUACUGUUAAGGACAUCCCAUUAAUAACCCUCAGCUAUUUCAGGGAGUGACACUAUGACAGUUUGGAAUUUAAACAAUAAAUAACUCAGUGUACCAAUAAAAACAAGCAAUAGGACUAGGUAUCAAACUGAGUACUUGUAUGAUCUAGCACCACAAAAUACUGACUUUUUAUAAAACUAAUGAUGUGAAUAAAACCGGGGGUCCAAAAAUUUAAGUACCAAUGGGGUCAUUCAGUAAAGAGUAAAGAAUGACAAUACUUCUGAUGUACCUUGCUCAAGAUACAGCAAGUCAGGGCAAUGAUGGGCCCAAAGAGGUUGCAGGUAAGGGCACACAUCUAUAAUAUUUUUGAUGCAAACUAAAAAGUUUGCAUGGGUAUUGAGUUACCUGAGAAAACAUCUUUUGCACACAAAAUAUAUAGUUAAAUAUAAGUUAAACAAGAAGGAAGGGAGAGGGCUCGCAGCUUGUGUUGCAUAUUUUGACCUCAAUGAAUUACAAGAGCCUGUAAAUGUGCACUAUGAUACACAAAGUGAAAAUGCUGACUUGCUUUUUUGCAACUGUUAAUCAACAAAGACUUUAGUCCCCCAAAAAAAUUCAUAAUUUAAGGUUUAAAUUUUGAAUGGUUACCAGGGGUUAAGAUAUUCUUAUGUAUAAAACUCAAAGGCUUUUUUUCCCCGACAUUUUAACAAUGCUGGUCCUUGUGUAAAAGAGCAGAGACCUUUAAGGUAAAGAAAGGUAAACUCUUAGGUGAAUCACAGCUUCAGGGCAGCCUGCUCUAUAGGGGAUAGUGACUAUGCAGCUGCACAAGAUGACGAUAAAAGAUAUGUGAACUUAAACUUUAGCAAGUUGCCUCAUGCUCUGAGAGAGAACAGGUACACAGAUGAUGAGUCCCUCCUCAGUUCAGACGUGUCACUCAUACACGCACAGCGGCAUAAGUGAUUUAAUAAAAAAAUCUGUACUGUACGUGCAUUCCCUUUAACUGUCAAGACACAUGCAGUUUUAAGGUACUGAACAUGCUCAUUAGCCUGAGGUGAAUCUAGUUAUAUAAGCUGUUGGUGCGGUCCUGCCGGUUUCGUGUCUCAUACCUUUUACGAGAGUUAGUAAAAUGAAGAUGCCUCUUUUCACUUUCUAAGUCACACCUGUGAUUCAACAACAACUACUGAAAUUAUUCCCUAGCCGUUCACCAGUUAAUAUUUUGUCGUAAGUCUUGCUAAACUUUGACAGUAGAUGUUAUACAAAAAAAGCUGAGCGGACCAAGCACUGACCCAUGAGGCAUCCC